AUGGAGUCUGGCGCCGACGAAGUAGUGUUCGACUGCGAUGACUACCGCAUAUACCGGAGCGGCAAGAUGGACCGCCUCUGUCGCCCGGCGCCUGCGCCCACCGGCCUAGACCCGGCUACCGGCGUCACGUCCAAAGACGUGGUCCUUGACUCUGCCACCGGCGUGUCCGUCCGCCUCUUCCUCCCCACCAGCCCAGAUCCCUUCAAGAAGCUCCCGAUCCUCGUCUUCUUCCACGGUGGCGGCUUCCUCGUCGAGUCGGCCGUCUCCCCGCAGUACCACAACUACGUCGCGUCCCUCGCUGCCGCGUCCGGCGUCGUCGCCGUCUCCGUCGAGUACCGCCUAGCGCCCGAGCAUCCGGUGCCCGCCGCCUACGACGACGCCUGGGCAGCGCUUUCGUGGGCCGCCUCGGCCCAGGACGAGUGGCUCGCCGAGCACGGCGACAGCGCGCGCCUCUUCCUCGCCGGCGACAGCGCCGGCGGCAACAUGGUGCACAACGUCCUCAUGAGAGCGUCGUUCCAGCCGGCGCCGAGAAUAGAAGGCGCGAUUCUUCUGCAUCCUUGGUUCGGAGGAAACACGUUCCUCGAAGGUGAGGCCGAGGCGACGGCCAAGGACAUGGCCAUGAUCUGGGAGUUCGCGUGCCCCGGCGCGGUGGGCGGCGCGGACGACCCGAGGAUGAACCCGAUGGCGCCGGGGGCCCCGGGGAUGGAGAAUCUCCGGUGCGGGCGGAUGCUCGUGUGCGCCGGCGAGAAGGACUGGCUGGCGUCCAGGGACCGAGCGUACUACGCGGCGGUGACCACGAGCGCGUGGCGCGGGAGCGUAUCUCGUGGGGGCGUGGCGUGGAUCGAGUCGGAAGGCGAGGGGCACGUCUUCUUCCUGAAGAAGCCGGACUGUGCCAAGGCCAAGGAGCUCAUGGCUCGCGUCGUGGCGUUCAUCAUACCGGCGCCUGAGCCCUGA
Messenger RNA from Triticum turgidum subsp. durum (durum wheat), 954 nucleotides. Lineage: Eukaryota; Viridiplantae; Streptophyta; Magnoliopsida; Poales; Poaceae. The record is from the annotation of a GenBank genome assembly.